UCUGUCAAGAUCAUUUUGUUUGUUGUUUUUGCGUUGGAACUGGGAGGGUGGUCAGUCCGUCGCCGGUUUUUGGUCACACGUUGCUCGGAUCUGAGUUUCUCAGAUCUGUUUCUACAUCUGCUAUAUUCUACGGGUUCAGAUGGAAGAAAGCAAUAGCGUGAUUUCUCCGGUCACAGCAACGGAAGACGAAGAAGCUCCUGUAAAAUCCAAACGGCCACAAUUUGGCAAUCGCUUUCUGUCGGACGAGGACGAUGUGUUCCAGCACAAUGCUUGGUAGGGUUCUUUACCGGGUGCGCUUUCUCAGUGGUUCCAGAAAGUCUUAUCCCGCGUUGAGAUUUUAUAGUGACUAUGAAUUCACUCGGUACCGGAAGAAGCCUCGAAUUGGUGAACGGUUUCUUAAAGAUCCUGCAAAGGUUUUCGAUUUUAAUACAUGGGACAACGUUGAGUGGGACGAAGAGCAAGAACAGGCAGCCUUGGAAGGCGUCAAGAAGAAUUCAACCGUUAAGAUGAAUGUCCAAGAUGCUGAGAAGUUGGAACUGGAAGCAGAUUCGAAUUGGGACAAGUUCUACGGCAUCCAUCAGAACCGAUUCUUUAAGGAUCGUCAUUGGCUGUUCACGGAGUUUCCCGAACUGGCCCCCAGAAACACCAAGGACGCCCCGGAGCGAGUUUUUCCCGAGGGUACCGAAGGUAGUGGAUGCAGUUCGGAAACGCAAUUAACGGUGGAUCCGAAUAGGCAGCGGACCAUUUUUGAAGUUGGUUGUGGAGUAGGCAAUACCGUUUUCCCUAUUCUUAAGUAUAGCAUUGAGGAAAAUUUGAAAAUUUACGCUAGUGAUUUCUCGAAGCAAGCAAUACAAAUUUUAAAGGAAAGCAAAGAAUUCGACGAAAAGCGAUGCGAAGCAUUUGUACUGGAUGCCACAGCGGAAACUUGGGACGUUCCCUUUGAGGAGAACAGUAUCGACAUCAUAGUACUGAUAUUUGUUCUGUCGGCAAUUGAUCCGGAGCGAAUGCAACAUAUCGCCAAUCAAAUUGGUCGCUAUCUAAAGCCGGGAGGACAACUGCUGCUCAGAGAUUACGGUCGUUACGAUUUGGCUCAGUUGAGAUUCAAACCAGGGAAAUGCCUGAAGGAGAAUUUCUAUGCGCGAGGUGAUGGCACUUUAGUUUAUUUCUUCACACAGGAAGAAUUGCGGACACUUUUUCAAAAUGCAGGGCUUGUUGAAGAGCAGAAUAUUGUCGACCGUAGGUUACAAGUCAAUCGAGGAAAGAUGUUAAAGAUGUAUCGCGUGUGGGUGCAAGUAAAGUUUAGGAAGCCUUUGCAAUAAAUUGUCUUGUACCCCAAA
Aedes aegypti (yellow fever mosquito) is the source of this 1337-nucleotide messenger RNA. RefSeq names its product methyltransferase-like protein (gene Mettl2). NCBI's taxonomy places the organism in Eukaryota, Metazoa, Arthropoda, Insecta, Diptera, Culicidae. The transcript has 4 exons. The record is from RefSeq and is a predicted model, not a curated record. Gene Ontology annotation, molecular function: tRNA (cytidine-N3)-methyltransferase activity. Bases 252 to 1319 code for a protein of 355 amino acids.